Messenger RNA from Nezara viridula (southern green stink bug), 2038 nucleotides. Lineage: Eukaryota; Metazoa; Arthropoda; Insecta; Hemiptera; Pentatomidae. The record is from the annotation of a GenBank genome assembly.
GAACGAUGUAAAGUUACGUAAAAUUAAUAUUUAUGCAGAAAUUUUAAAAGACCUGUCAUAGUAAAUUUAAAGUUUUGAAAUUUGCCUUGAUUUUAAAUUUAUUCUUUCUAAAGUUAACUAUUUCCAAUUUCAAAACCAAUGAAGUGGUACAUUGAAUGGUCAUGUUCUUGAAUGAGUGUAAUCUGUGCUUUGGAUUUUAAGUACAAAUGGUGUCUAAUGAAAUUGUGUAUACUUCAAAGAGUGAAAAGACAGUGAUGGGAAGUGUUUAUAAGAAGUUGAAAGUUUAUUACUAACUUAUCCUAUAAUGAGUUGAUCAGUUUUAAAGAUAACAUAAGUUACAAUACUAUCAUUUAUAUAUUUAGCUUAGAAAGUGUUCUUUUAGUAUUGACAUCUCUAAUUUUUCAGCAAAUGAUUUCAGAGUUGCAGAUUUUAACUUAGCCUGUGUUAUCAGUGACAGCUUUUUCUUCAUGACCUCAAGAAACCAAUGGGAAGUUGCUUUUCUCGAGGAAAGGGCCGUACUUCUGUGCCCACUUCGGUAAAAGACAAAGAAGAAGUAGGUUGUGAUACGAAUGAGCUUCAAAUUGCAUUGAAUGGUAAUAGUAUAAUAGAAAGUGGAACGCUGACUGCAAUUAGUGUAAGUACAACUGGUCCGACAACCACGGCUUUGAAUAGAGACAGAAGUGGAAGAACAUUUUAUACACGCAUGCCUUCUGUUGGUAAAAAUACUGAAGUACGAAUUGGUAAAACAGUAUCCGAAAGCAAGAUUAAUGCUUUGUUUGAUAAUUAUAAAGAUCCGGUAGAAGAUAAUAUUCUUGCAGAAGGGAUCGAAAGGCUUUGCCAAGAUUUGGGCCUAUCUCCAGACGAAUUUAAAGUUUUGAUUUUAGCAUGGAAACUCGAUGCUGGUCAGAUGUGUAGGUUUACCAGGGAAGAAUUUGUGAAUGGAUGUAGAUCAAUGUGUGUUGACUCGAUUCGAGGAAUCCAAAAUAAAUUACCCGACAUUGUAGCUCAGGUAGCAGCAUCACCAGAUGUCUUUAAAGAUCUCUACAGGUUUACAUUCAGAUUUGGUUUGGAUCCUUCAAUAGGACAACGUAUAUUACCAGCAGAUAUGGCUAUUUUAUUAUGGAAACUCGUGUUCUCUGUUAGAGAACCUCCUAUACUUCUGAGAUGGCUCAAUUUUCUUGAAACUCACCAGCAUAUUAGAGGAAUCCCACGGGACACUUGGAAUAUGUUUUUGAAUUUUUCGGAAGCUAUCGGAGAUGAUUUGUCUAUGUACGAUGACACUGAAGCCUGGCCUAGUAUUUUUGAUGAUUUCGUUGAGUAUGAAAAUGACCAAGCCAAUCAAAAUAUUACUAAAGAAAAAGAUGAAAUCAUUCACUGACAUUUAUGUAAGACAAUAACUAUGGGUUAUAUUUCAAUCUAAUUAAACAAAUUUAUUUUUAAUGUCUGAUGACAGUAAAUUUCAUCAUUAAAAUUUAUAUUUAUAUGUAUACUCAAGUUUCCAUGUCACUGUAUGCCGGCCUUAUUCUGAAAAGGAUAUGUAUAUUUAAGAAGUUAUAUUAUAUUGUGUUCAUAUACUAAUGUAUUUACAACUCUACUUUCUGAAGAUGUUGAUUUUGUGCCAAACUGUUUGUCUUCCAGUGAAGUCAUCACAAAUUUAUUGUUUUAUUUCUUUGUUAAAUCUGCGUAAUAUGGUGGGUUGGACAAGAAAAAGGCCUAUUUUUACUUCCAUAUUAUUUGUAACGAACUAUUUGUCUGUAAUCAGUAUUAUGAAACAAUAUCUAGAUGCACUAAGCCUAUGCCUAAGAAUGGCACACCUUAUAUAUAGAUUUUAAAUAAACUUUUCACAAUAGUAUUGUAAAGUGUACUCUUGUUACUUUUGAUAUCACAAAAUAUUUUUGAGGCUGUACAAAUGUUAUUAUAUUAAUGUGUGUGAUAAGCUUUUAUGAGACUAAUAUUUUCUUAAAAAAGAAAAAAAAAAUGUUUUACAUAACUAUUAGUUAUCCUGAUCUCAAUGUUUUUUGGUAGUUACGAAAUUUUU